CCCACGAAACCUGAUUCCAAUAUAUAUAUAUUUUUAUUUAUAUUUUAAGGAGCCUUUGCUAAAACGCGGCUAAUGGCUAUAUACGCCGAGGCCGGCAUUUAGCUUUGUCAUCCUUCGCCAUUCUUCUUUUUCUCACGUAUGCAGGAAACCAGCCCACUGUUUUAUUCUUUCUUUUUAUAACUAUUUUUUCUUCAUGCAUGUAAAUCCUAUCAAAAUCUAAUUCCAUUAACAUUUUUUUAAUAUUUAACUUUUUUUUAUAAAUUUUGUUGAUGCAUGAAAGGUAAAGAUUUCUUUACUUAAAGAUUAUUUAUAUCAUCUGUGUUUUUCAAUCAAUAUCUUUAAUUUUGUCAAUUAGAGCAAUAAAAAUUCAAUUUUUUUCUUUCUUCUUUUUCAACAAAAAAUGGAACCUGAGAGACCAAAUUAUGGUGCGAUAAUGGUUCACUUGAAAAAACCGUAUUGGGUUUUCCUUAUUCUUCUCUUUACAUUCGUAGCUGUUCUCACUUUUCAAAUCUCCACAAAAGAUAUCCUUCCUUUCCAAUUCUUUGGCGUUACUGGAUCACGUAAAACCAGCGUCACAUCCGGCUCCGACCCCGUCCCCGACCCCGGAAGUUGCGCCGGGUUGUUGGGAGAGUUUCCUGAGAGAAAACAUGUUAUGUCGAUAAAGGAAUUCGGGGGAGUUGGCGAUGGGAAAACCUCAAAUACGGCUGCAUUUUGGAAGGCGAUAGUUCACAUGCAACGUUUAAGUAACAAAGGCGGGGGUCAGCUUAAUGUGCCCAAAGGAAAGUGGUUAACAGGAAGCUUUAAUCUCACCAGUAAUUUCACUUUGUUUCUUGAAGACGGUGCAGUUAUUUUAGGUUCUCAGGAUCCAAAGGAAUGGCCUGUUGUAGAACCAUUGCCUUCUUAUGGUAGAGGGAGAGAGAGACUGGGAGGAAGACACAUAAGCCUUAUUCAUGGAGAUGGCCUUACCAAUGUAGUCAUUACAGGACAGAACGGGACAAUUGAUGGUCAAGGUGGGAUGUGGUGGGAUUUAUGGCAGAACAGAAGGCUAACACACACAAGAGGCCACCUCGUAGAGCUAAUGAACUCUCAUAACAUUCUUAUCUCUAACCUAACCUUCCGGAAUUCACCAUUUUGGACCAUUCAUCCUAUUUACUGCAGCAAUGUCGUUAUUAAGGGCAUGACAAUAUUGGCUCCCCUUAAUGCCCCAAAUACAGACGGAAUAGACCCCGACUCAAGUACCAAUGUAUGUAUUGAAGACUGCUAUAUUGAGAGUGGAGAUGAUCUUGUAGCAGUGAAAAGUGGAUGGGACCAGUAUGGCAUCAGAGUGGCACGACCAAGCUCAAACAUAAUAGUAAGGAGAAUCUCAGGCACUACACCAACUUGUUCUGGUGUUGGCAUUGGUAGUGAGAUGUCUGGAGGGAUUUCUAAUGUAAUUAUUGAAGAUAUGAAUAUUUGGAAUUCAGCAGCUGGGGUUCGUAUAAAAACUGACAAGGGUAGAGGAGGAUACAUUGCAAAUAUCACCAUAAAAAACAUAACAAUGGAACGAGUCAAAAUACCCAUUAUGUUCAGUAGAGGCGCCAAUGAUCACCCUGACUAUGGAUGGGAUCCUAAAGCUAUUCCUAAAAUAAAGGGGAUUUUCAUUAGUAAUAUUAUGAGUUUGAAUUCAACAAAAGCCCCCAUACUCGCUGGUAUCAAGGGUGGGUCAUUUGAAGGGCUAUGCUUCAAGAAUGUUACACUACUUGGACUUGCCCCAACUGCAGCAUGGCAUUGUGAGUUUGUUUCAGGUUGUACCAAUGCUGUGUUUCCAUUGCCAUGUCCCCAGUUGCAGAACAAUGGCUCCUCAGCAUGUUGCAUAUAGGCUUUAAGUUUGAAAUAUAUUGAAGUUUCAAGUGAAUCAUUUCACUAACUUAAUAAGUCCGAACUUCAGUUGGUCAUGCGAUUCUUCCUCUAUUCUCCAUGUGAGGGAGAUAUGAAGUUGGGUUUUGAAAAGCCUGCAGACUAGAAGGGCUACUGGCUGAGUUAGCCUCCUGCAAUAUUGUCAAAAUAUAUGAUUCGUAGAGCAGUUAGACUUGCUUGGGCAGUGGACAGGAUAGUCUGGUGUUAACUGGAUUGAUGGCAUGCUCUGGGUUCAUUCAACCAAUGACAACCAAAUAUCACAUGUAAAAAGAACACAGAAUUCAUUUUAUUUUUAUAAAGGAAUAUUAUUAUUAAUAUUAUUGCUGUUGUCACUCAUCUCA
This is a messenger RNA of Gossypium raimondii (Peruvian cotton), 2237 nucleotides long. Its product is annotated as probable polygalacturonase. Lineage: Eukaryota; Viridiplantae; Streptophyta; Magnoliopsida; Malvales; Malvaceae. The transcript has 5 exons. Gene Ontology annotation, biological process: carbohydrate metabolic process. Gene Ontology annotation, molecular function: polygalacturonase activity. The record is from RefSeq and is a predicted model, not a curated record. Bases 401 to 1858 code for a protein of 485 amino acids.